Messenger RNA from Pundamilia nyererei, 783 nucleotides. RefSeq names its product zinc finger and SCAN domain-containing protein 29-like. The record is from RefSeq and is a predicted model, not a curated record. Lineage: Eukaryota; Metazoa; Chordata; Actinopteri; Cichliformes; Cichlidae. Bases 21 to 542 code for a protein of 173 amino acids. The transcript has 2 exons.
CGGCCUGUUUUGGAUCAGCUAUGCAAGCGAACACAACGCGGGGCUUCCUCUGGUCGGACGUGGAGACGAGGACGCUGCUGAACAUCUGGGGAAAGCAGGACAUCCAGGCGGCGCUGGAUGGAAACUUCCGAAACAGCUUCGUGUACCGCGACGUCUCCCGGAGGCUGGGAGCCAUGGGGUUUGAAAGGACGCCCGAGCAGUGUAGGGUGCGGAUCAAGAGCCUCAAGAGGCAGUACUUGUUGGCGAAGGAGGGCAAUCUGCGGAAUAAUGGGCAGUAUCACAAGAUCUGCAAGUUUUAUGACACCAUGGAGAGGAUUUUGAGUAACCGGCCGAGUCUGGACGCCCAGGAGUUUAUAGACAGCGGUGCGGGAGGAGAGGAGGCCGUCGAUGGCCCGGAGGAGGAUGGGGAAGAUGCUCAGGAUGCUUACUCUGAGAGCACAGGGGAGUGUCCUUAUCCCGCUGAGACUGAAGUCAAGUUGGAAUACCCAACUGUUCCCAUCCCCAUUCCGGUUAAAGUGACAGUGGGGAAUAAUGGGACUUGAUGCGAAGCCGCCUAACAGCAGCCAGUCGGCCAGCUGUUUGUCAGCCAGAGCGCCCAAACGGCCCAGGAAGCGACGCGCCAAUUUCCCCAUGGAGAAGCUGAUGGAGCAGUUCCUGGAGCAGAGCGCCCAAGCCGAGGACAACUUCUACCGGAUGGAGGAGCAGCGCUUGCAAGCAGAAGACCGGCGCCGGGAAGCUGAGCAUGCCCGGGAACUGCAGAUGCUUCAGAUGCUUGGCCAGAUG